AUGGAAUCAAAACUAAGGAAAUCAUUUCACUCAGUGUUGAAUGCCACUGAUGUGGUACAUGGGUUUUCCUGCUCUGUGUGCAAAGAUGACAAUCUCAACACAGAGGCCAAGUAUUUCUGUGGGAACUGCUCUAAAUAUUACUGCGACACGUGCCUGACAUUGCAUGCAAAACUCCUCAAAGAACAUAGUGUGCUGGGACGUAAGGAUGUGGACAAGUGGAUGGGGCAGGGAGACGCCCUGGUAACCUGUGACCUUCACCCUUCAAACGUCUUGAAACUGUAUUGUGAAGACCACGCUGAGCUGUGUUGCACUCUCUGUGUAUCAUUAAACCACAGAAUGUGCCGAAACAUCAGCAUGAUAGCAGACCGAACCAGGGGCAUACACAAAAUGGACAACUUCAAGCACCUUCCUGCCAAAGUAACCGAGGCAUUGGCAAGCCUUAACAUAGUGGGCGAGAAUAGAAAGAAGAACCAGAAUUCACUGCAAGCUUCAGGGAAGUCCAUCCUGACAAAGAUAAAGAACCUGAAAAAGACACUAAACCAGCUGCUAGAUGAGCUAGAGAAGAAGACGCUAGAAGCUAUGGACAUUGUCCUGACAGACCUGAAUGGAUCAAUACAGAAGGAUAUUGACCACUGUAACAAUCUACACGAUCAGCUGAAGGCCUUACUAAACAAGAUCAAAUACCGGGGUGAAGACAGCGAGUCAAGCUCCUACAUUGGCUACACAAAAUGCCAGGAGAAGAUCGAAGAGGUCAACAACCUGCUCAAGCAGAUGUCCACCAGACCAGAGGAAAGUAUCACAUUCCAGCCUGACACACAAGCUGAACAACUACUGUCUGAACUGAAGACACUGGGAAACAUCAAGGGGUACCCUGACACACAGUUUCAAAAAAAUCCUGCUUGCGUGCCAUCACCUAGAGAAAUCAAAAUGUCAUCUGAUAUACCUGAAGUUUUUAAGUUAAAAGGGGGAAAAACAUUCAGUAUAAAAUUGAACACAGAUAAGCAGCCCUGCAGUAUUACUGGUAUUACACAACUUCCAGGAGGGGACAUUGAUCUUGUAGACAAAUCAAAUUGUGAAGUAAAAGUGCUAAACAGCAUGUACAGGGUUAUAUCCCACUGUCAACUCCCAGAGUAUCCAUGGGACAUCUGUCAUAUCUCGAAUAAUGAAGUGGCUGUAACAGUUACAUGCAGUAUUCCCGUCACAUGUGAAGUCCACUUUCUCACCGUUUCUACUGGCACAAUCAAGAUGACUAGAAUUUUCUUAGUUGAUCAUCCCUGUGGCUCCAUCAGGUACCAUCUGGGUCAGCUCUAUAUAGGCUCCAAAACUGCCCUGUACAUAUACACCACAGCUGGCAGGCUGGUUAAAAAGAUACAUGAAGACACAUUUGCGCAGUACACAGUGUUCAGCUUUUCAUUUAGCACAGAUGGAAGUAAGAUCUACAUAGCUGACCCAAGCCGCAGUGCAAUUGUCACUGUUGACAAAACGGGCAAUAUUCUUUCCACAUUGCAAGACACUGACAUUGAAUGGCCCUCUUAUGUACACGUGAGUGAGUUUGGGCAUGUGUUUGUGUGCUCCUUUUUCUCCGAAACCGUAUUGCAGAUUGACAUAGAAGGCAGACAGAAGCUGACAACACAUGUCAAGACGAAAGAUGGCAUCCAUGACCCACUUGCAGUCUGGUACAGCACCCGCACUGGCGAACUAAUCAUUGGUGGAGAACAGGAUGAAAUUCUGCUGGUAGAACUCCAGUGUUGAGACAUAGGAACAUACUGUAGAACUAUUACUUGAAGAAGUUAACAUGGAAAUGUGGUGGAACUAAAACAUACAACUCAAUAUUUACACCUCAACAUCCAUUCCUUAAAUGAACUGCA
Mya arenaria is the source of this 1868-nucleotide messenger RNA. RefSeq lists its product as uncharacterized. Gene Ontology annotation, molecular function: zinc ion binding. Lineage: Eukaryota; Metazoa; Mollusca; Bivalvia; Myida; Myidae. The record is from RefSeq and is a predicted model, not a curated record. Bases 1 to 1752 code for a protein of 583 amino acids. The transcript has 2 exons.